AAGACAGAAACAGAAGCCACAGAAGCAUGCCUUCGUAAAAUCAUAUGAGAAUUUCCUCGCCCGGGGAUUUUUUAAGCACUCAUUUCUUCCAGUACUAGGGAGCCUAUACUUCCGGUUCGAAAAGAUGGAGGGACUUGAGUGCCCCUCUUUUGUAAAAUGUUAUGAUGACCUGGUUGCUAAGCUACAAAAAAACAUUCUGAAACGCAAGAAGAGUUACCAAUGCCCAAUCUGUCCCCCAUCCUUCUUCGUGCCUACUAAGCUCAACAAAGCACUCUUACAUCUCAAAUCACACUGGAACUUCCGCAUUCAAUGUGAAGAUGUUUCCAUCUUGCAAUGUAGGCUUCAAUGUAAUGGAAAGGACAUGGAAUCCAGAAGCCCCCACUUCCAUUGCCCACAGUGUUCCCAGAUAUUCAACAGUCGCAAAUCCUUCAAGAACCACCUAACAAGAUUGCCUUGUCUUGUUCUCUUUAGUGAGUCACGUAAAGCUGGAUGUUCUCAAUCAAAGGAGAAAACGCAGGCCUGUGAUUUUGUAGUGACAUCCCUUGAUGAGAUGCUAUUAAGAAUGAAACAGAGGAUUUGCACAUCGUGUUCCACCAAGACCAUCCCAGGAUCUGAUGUCCCACAUAUACAUUGUCAUCUCUGCCCCCGAUCACCUCCAAUAGAUGUCUCUGUCGUAGAUCAACACAUACAGGAAAUUCAUGCCUCAAGAAGUGUUAAACAUAAAGGUCUGACAUACUUGAUGUGUAAGAAAAGUUGUCAAGGCAAUAAAUCUAGGGAACACUUCCACUGUAAAUAUUGCACCAAGGUUUUUAAAGGAGGACUUGAUUUUGAACACUUAAUGAAACAUAGAGCAGGUGAACUGUCUAUAAACAGGCCUGGAGAGAUUUUUCACACAUUGACCAGCGUAAUUUCCCCAGACCUAAUGGAUUAUAUACCAGCAGACAAGCAAGCUAUCUGUGAUACUCUACAACACAAGUUCAAUGUCAGGUGUUCUCUCUUGAGUGACAGGCUGUGUGUCAAAGCGUCAUGGGAUAAAAUGUCAAAGCUCUACAAUUUUCUUUCACCAUUGGUUGCCAAGGUCUCUAAAGAUAUAGAUGUGAAUCAGGUUGAAUCCAUUUUCCAGGAAUUCUCUAAGACUGCUGAUGAUAACAAUGUCCAGGUAGAAAAAGGUGGCAAUGAAAAAUUAGGAAAAACUCUACCAGAUAUAACUUCACACAACAUUAAUGAGGCAGAUGACGCACCGAAUUCUCCCAGCGAUCUAAUAACUCCAUCAGGAACCAAUGAGCCUCUAGAGGGAUCUCUAAUGAAGGACAAGUCCAUUGAGACUGAUCAGGACUCUUUACCCCAAAGACAUGUUACGCAAAAUAUUGAAAUGUCUAGUUCUCCAUUGAAAGAUGCCAAUAAUGAAGAAUAUAUCACUCCAUUGAAAUGUGACGAUAGUAAUGAAGCAGGGUCUGCAUUAAAAGGAGACAAUAAAUUGAAACAUGUCAGUGUAUGCUUGAAAGACUGUAUGAGAACUGAGGCCCACGGAGAUAAUACACAACCAAAGAAUCUCAAAUCAUCUAGAACCAAGAGGAAAUCUGCUAGAAUCACACAAUACAACACACGUCAAUCAAAACGUGUCAAGCUUUGUGAGAAAGGAAAUGACAAGAUAAUCCCUAAUGAUGCUCAAGAAAAGACUGAUACUGAAACUUUGAAAAUAGAUCUUCAAACAAUAAGAACAAUUAUUGAAGAAGAUUUCGAUGAUAGUAAUGACUUCGAUGUGAAUGAUAUUGAUAGCAUUGCUAAUAGUGAUGAUGGUGUUAAGGUUUGUGAUGUAAAAGAUGUUGGGCUCAAUGAAGAUUUAAAUAUUGAUUAUUUUUACACUACUAACAAUGUUAUUAAAGACGAGAUUGAUAAUAUCAUUGAUGCUGUUGUUAAAGGAGCCAGGGUUGAUGGUGAUCAAAACAUUGAUGAUAGUCAAAUUAUUCAUACUGAAAACAAAGAUGUGGUGUCUAAUGAUGAAACUCUUCCAUUCCAAGAGGAAGAUGAAAAAAUAAAGAUAACGCUUCAAGUGGAGAAACCUGUAACUGAAACUGAGACCGAGGUCAGGGCUGAAAACCGGAAAGACAAAUCUGUAAAGAAAGUGAAAGAAAUAAAAAAAUUUACUUGUGAAUUGUGCAAUAAAUCUUUCACAAGAAGAAGUUAUCUCAGGUUCCACAUAGAGAAACAAAUCUGUAUUCGUCACCCCAAACUACCAGAAGACAGAAUCUGUCAAUUUUGCGGUAAAGAAUUGAAGACUCCUCAAGGAUUAAGGUAUCAUUUGAAAAAUCAAGCAUGUCAGAAAGAGAAGAAACCCCAACAGGAGUAUAUCCAGGGUGAUACUUAUCUCUGUAAUGUUUGUGGAAAGGAAUUCCCUGGAAAGUACCAUCUGAAAAUCCAUCACCGCUAUGUACACGAAGGACACACAAGGAAGAAAUCGCAAUGUCCCGAAUGUGGCAAAAUAAUCAAUCAACAAAAUCUUAAAACUCAUAUACAGGAUAUUCAUUAUCCUGGUUCUAAGUCAUAUAAAUGUGAGGAAUGUGGGUCGUGUUUUACAAGGCCAAGCUCUUUGAAUCAUCAUGUAUUAACAGUCCAUAAGCUGGGGUAUAUCCCCAAGAAGCAUCAUUGUUUGGAAUGUAAUAAGGCAUUUGCAAAGAGGUGUUUACUAAAGGAGCACAUGUUCACACAUAGAGGUGACCGACCAGUUCAUCAGUGUUCUAAAUGUGAUAAAUCAUUUGCUUACAGGGGUGACUUAUCAAAGCACAACAAGAGCCACCUAGGCCUCACCUAUGCAUGCGAGAUCUGCGAUAUAAGCUUUAAAACUAAACAUAUCCUCAGGAAACAUUGCAGAGCAAAACACUACUCUGUCCCCUCGACGUCUGAAGUCCUCUUUCCAUGUCAAUGUGGUGAAGUUUUCUUGUCUAAAUCCAAACUUUUAAAACACGAGGGGGCAUGUAAGUCUGUGCAUGAAUCAAAUGAAAUCCAAGAUGUUGAGCAGAAUGGAGUGGUGAUUACUGAGAAGUUUGUUUGUGCUUUAUGUUCAUUAAUGUUUGAUACUAUGGAUGAAGUGAAUGAACACUUACAGACACAUUUAGAUGAAGAGAAUGCUCGCUUGCUGAAUGCCCUGUAA
This is a messenger RNA of Owenia fusiformis, 3151 nucleotides long. The record is from the annotation of a GenBank genome assembly. Lineage: Eukaryota; Metazoa; Annelida; Polychaeta; Sabellida; Oweniidae.